This is a messenger RNA of Alternaria atra, 363 nucleotides long. RefSeq lists its product as uncharacterized. The record is from RefSeq and is a predicted model, not a curated record. NCBI's taxonomy places the organism in Eukaryota, Fungi, Ascomycota, Dothideomycetes, Pleosporales, Pleosporaceae. The transcript is spliced from 2 exons. Bases 1 to 363 code for a protein of 120 amino acids.
AUGGCCCCCUCAGGAAAGCGCAUCGUCUUUACCGGCGGCUCAGGAAAAGCCGGACGUCAUGUUAUCCCAGAACUCAUCAAGAAGGGUUACUCCGUCCUCAACCUCGAUUUGACCGAUUUUCCUGACCCGGAAGCUGGCGUCUUUACCCUCAAAACCGACCUCACAGACAGCGGACAGGUUUUCAACGCACUCACAACCCAUUUCAACUUCGCCGGCUACGAAGGUCCUCAUGUACCCGGUCCACCAGAUGCAGUCAUCCACUUUGCCGCCUAUGCGCGAAACAUGCUGGUACCCGACAACGAGUGCUACGCAGGCAAUUCUGCUUUGGUCAAGGAGAUCUCGACUACUCCGCCUUCCCCUUAA